This is a messenger RNA of Pieris napi, 1188 nucleotides long. RefSeq lists its product as uncharacterized. Lineage: Eukaryota; Metazoa; Arthropoda; Insecta; Lepidoptera; Pieridae. The transcript has a single exon. The record is from RefSeq and is a predicted model, not a curated record. The coding region runs from base 203 to 922 and encodes 239 amino acids.
UACCAACACUGUGACACUAGAAUUUUCAAUUAUCAUCUUUAUAAUUGCUGAUGGAGACAAUCAGAUAUAAAUGUUAUAGUUACAAAAUACCUGAUUAUUUAAAGCAGCAAUCUCAAUUCUCAUUUCUUAUCGGUUUGACAAUUGGCAUCUAGCAACUUAGAACUUGGCAGCAGGCAGCUUUCAUUUUAGAGAUUUUAUUAAAAUGAACACAACAAAGGUAAAUAAAAAUAAAUCUCACCCUCAACCCAGCAAAAUUGAAACCGAAAAAGUACGUAACAAGAAAGCAAAACGUAAACGCAAACAUAGUUUCAAAAGGUGUCGUAAAGAAACCAAAAAUAAUCAAUUUUCAAUCGCAAUGUCUACAUGGGCUCAGAAUUUCACAAUGGCAUCAAACUGGCAAAUGAAACAUGAACUUGCCUUUUGGAAAGCCAGAGCAAAAACGCUAGAGUACGAAAAUAGAUUAUUACACGAUGUUAUUAAAAAGAAUUACCUAAAAACAUCGGAAGUUUCAAUAGAAAUUAAUGAUCAGAAAAAUGAUGAGAGUGAAACUCAACAGGACCAAUCACAACAAUUUAACAUAGAUGGUGCAGAAUGUUAUGAGGACAUCGUUGAAGACGAUGACGAUGAUUGUAUGGAGGAUGAGAAUGAUGAUUUUGUAGUCAGUGAAGAGUUUAUUGAGUUUGUAAGAGCAAAUGCUAAGUUUAAAGAGGAUGCUAGGCAAGAACGCGAAAGGUUAAGGAAACAACAAGAUACAACUGAAGAACAAGUAGAAGAUAAUGUUAUGACUGAAGACAAAUUAAAAGAGCUUUAUGGGGAGAAAUGGCAAAAAAUAUGUGCAUUAGAGAUGUCUCUAUUAACGGACUUUAUAAAUAAGAAAGAUAAGGCUACAUAUUGGCCCAAUAUACCUUUUAAUUUUAGCUAAGACAUAAUAAAUAGAUAUGAAAAAGUUUUAGUAACAAAAGUCACUGCCCAUUUCUAAUUACGUCUUGGGUUUAAUGUAGAAAUAUAUAAUUUCUACUUUUUUUACUUAGAUAGAAGCAUCUCUAUGGAGCAGAUAGAAGAAACAACCUCCUUGUACACUAAUAAUUGUUAAUUGUGUAUUGACAACUAUGGACACUUGAUAUAAUAAAUAUUUUACUGUGAUUGCAGAUUGUAUUAUAAAGAAAAUAAUAAAAACUUUAAACAAUG